CGCUCCUACCAUGUCUUCGGGGGAAGGGGAUCUUCAACCAGCAUCCGUGCCCAAAGCCAAGCGAGUCAAGGCUGCCAAAGCAUGCGAUCUCUGUAGACAGAAGAAAAUUCGAUGUGAUGCCCAAGAAGGCUCCGGGUCUCGAUGUUCUUACUGUGUAACGCAUGGUUCGGAGUGUACCUUCGGAUCUGAGAGAAAGCGUCCAGGGCGUCCCAACAAAUAUGUUGAAAGCCUGCAGAAACGCUUGAAACAUCUGGAAGACGUUGUGCAUAACCUUCGACCUGACAUAGACCUUGCGCAGGAGCUGGACGCUCUUACUCUUGACUCCGACUCGGAUGAGGCCCACUCGAUUUUACCACAUGUAGACUCGCAGACCAGCACAAAGCACACAUCUUUUAUCAUGUCACCAACACUUCCCAAUCAUGCUUCGCCCACCGAUACCCACCUUCCGGAUUCCAGCGAUGAUGAGGAGUUGGACCAGCGGGCUAUUCGUCAACUUGUUAACCAGGCACAUCAUCGGCCUGGGGAUACUUUCUUGGGCAAGUCGAGCGCGGUGCAUUUCGUACACAACAUUUACAAGAAGAAGUACGAUGUCAAACCCGACGAUGCCACUUUUCCCCAGACAUAUCAGAACUUCAGGGAGCGGUUUCGUGGAAGGGAGGAAUUCUGGAGCCACCACCCAUAUAUGAUGCAUGCCUUCAACGAAGACAGGCCCAUACAUUCCUUCCCUGUCCCACCUUUGAUCACGCAUUUAGUGGACAUCUACUUCAACCGUAUCAACCCCUUCCUACCUCUUCUCCAUCGACCUACCUUCGAACGCGCUUUGGCAGACAAUCUACAUUUCAAUGACUCCGGAUUUGGAUCGGUCCUCCUGCUUGUUUGCGCCAAUGCAGCCCGGUACUCUGAUGAUCCUCGGGCUUUCGACCCAAAGCAACCUGAAGCCAGUGGUUGGGUGUGGUUUAACCAGGUCACGAUUGCGAAGCAUGUGGUAACGGGUGCUGCUCGAUUACAUGAUUUGCAAAUUUAUGCGCUCGCUGUGACGUUCUUGAAGGUUUCCGUGCAGCCUCAAGCGUGCUGGGGAAUGGUAGGGCUCGGGAUUCGUCUUGCUGUAGACGCCGGUGUCCAUCGUCGGAAGACCUACAAACUGGGGAACACCCCCGAGGGCGAACUGUGGAAACGCGCAUUUUGGAUCCUGGUCCUCAUCGAUCGUCAGAUUAGUUGCGCUAUGGGCAGACCCUUCAGCAUACAGGAAGAGGAUAUGGACGUUGAUUACCCAGUCGAAUGCGACGACGAGUACUGGGAUGUUCCAGGACACGAGUUCGAACAGCCUCCGGGAAAACCCUCCUAUGUAUCGGCAUUCAUCCAAAACAUGAAGCUGACCCAUAUUCUGGCGUUCGCGAUGAGAACAAUCUAUUCAAUUGGCAAAUCAAAGGCUCUCCUAGGUCUUGUGGGUGACGAUUGGCAGGAGCGUACGAUGGCUCAGCUCGACUCGGCAUUGAACAGCUGGAAGAACUCAUUGCCAACUCACUUGCAGUGGCAUCCCAAUAUCGAGGAGCCUCUCGCUCUGGAACAAUCCGCCUAUCUUUAUACCUCUUACUAUCUGCUCCAAAUCAUCAUCCAUAGGCCAUUCAUCACACCGUCAAGUCGCUCCUCGCCGCUUUUCUUCCCUUCGCUUGCCAUCUGCACUAGCUCUGCCCGUUCUUCCGCCCAUCUCUAUCAGGCGAUGCAAAGACGGGGCUUCCAACCGUUUCCACAAUCUGUGGCUUGCUUAUGGAUGAGUGGUAUCGUCCUUUUCUUGAAUUUAUUAGGCUCCAGAAGAUCAGGCAGAACCAAAGAGGCAGCGGAAACCAGAAAAGAUGCACAGAUUUGCCUGGAUAUCCUUGACGAGAUGAAGGACAGAUGGCCUAUCUGCAAGGGAAUGAUAUUAUCGCUAGAAGAACUGGCCAAUACCGCCGACAAUGUGCAACCUGUUCCGUCGGCAGCCGUUCCGCAGUCGAGUACGCAGAGUUCACCGUCGGAAUCAUCAAACUCCGACGAUUCUCCUUUGUCCACGGUAGCAACGCCGGAGAUGUCAACGCACUAUUAUGCGGACCCAAUCCAGUUGGCCGAACCAGAGUUAUCACUGGGGCAUGACCUUUACGAUCCACAGUCCUACUGCGGUGCCGUUCCGCAACAGGCCGUUGCGUUUCCUCCGGAUGGCAACCUGGCUAGCUCGCUCGCAGCUUCAUACCUUUCGAUGCCGACGAAGAACGAGGAGAUCAAUCUUCAACCUGACCCAAUGUUUACGAAUUUCUACACCCACGAAAACACUUUGCGCUACAAUCUCGACGCAUCGUAUUAUCAAGUUACAGACGGGAUAGGUAAUUUGGCGUCAACAUCGAUGAGCACUUUCAACCCUAUGCAAAUCUAUGGAUGUGAAGAUGCAAGUGACCUUACUUUAUCCUUCGACGACGCUGUCGCGCUGUGGUCGUCUGUGCCAAACACUGUCGAUAUGAAUUCUUGGGCAACAUACAACCCGCCUACGUCCAACGAACAAUAAUCGCACCUACACUUGCAAGCAUGUGGCUUUGCGUAACUCAACGUGCGCCUGCCUUUUGCCAUUAUUGUGCUUGCUUAAAUGUCCUGCCGAUUGUAUCUCGUAUAAGACCUGUAUUCCUAUGACCUAAUUCAUACCCCCAUUCCGGACUUCGUACUGCAUCUCACCGUGUCGCUUUCGUUACAUUGCUUGGAAUAGAACGCGAGAUGCAUCAC
Punctularia strigosozonata HHB-11173 SS5 is the source of this 2748-nucleotide messenger RNA. RefSeq lists its product as uncharacterized. Gene Ontology annotation, biological process: regulation of DNA-templated transcription; DNA-templated transcription. The record is from RefSeq and is a predicted model, not a curated record. The coding region runs from base 11 to 2536 and encodes 841 amino acids. The transcript is spliced from 15 exons. NCBI's taxonomy places the organism in Eukaryota, Fungi, Basidiomycota, Agaricomycetes, Corticiales, Punctulariaceae. Gene Ontology annotation, molecular function: zinc ion binding; DNA binding; DNA-binding transcription factor activity, RNA polymerase II-specific.